Messenger RNA from Carassius carassius (crucian carp), 609 nucleotides. Its product is annotated as dorsal root ganglia homeobox protein. Lineage: Eukaryota; Metazoa; Chordata; Actinopteri; Cypriniformes; Cyprinidae. The record is from RefSeq and is a predicted model, not a curated record. Gene Ontology annotation, molecular function: RNA polymerase II cis-regulatory region sequence-specific DNA binding; DNA-binding transcription factor activity, RNA polymerase II-specific. The transcript is spliced from 3 exons. Gene Ontology annotation, biological process: regulation of transcription by RNA polymerase II. The coding region runs from base 26 to 535 and encodes 169 amino acids. Gene Ontology annotation, cellular component: nucleus.
UGGCUCAGAACCAACUAGAAAUGCCAUGGACAAGAAGAGCUCUGUCUUCACCAUCGACCGCAUUCUGAGCGCAGACAACCACAAGAUCCCCAGCCUGCAGGAGACUUCGGCCCCGGGGCCCUGCGAGGAGAAACCGGACCCUGAAUCUGCAGUGAAUGGAGACUCUAUGAAUCCGCCGGACCUCAGAUCAACCUGCUGCUUCUGUUCUCACUGCGGAGAGAUUCUGCACACGGCUGCCAUUUGGGGUAAGCGGAUGUUUGCAGAAGCUCACAGCAGGGAAAGCUUCAGUCAUAUUCAGAGGAGGGUUCGGCGUCACCGCACCAUCUUCACAGAAGAGCAGCUGGACGCUCUGGAGGAUCUCUUCAGACAGAACCAGUAUCCAGACAUCCACACCCGUGAGCAGCUGGCCCACAGAACACACCUGCGCGAGGAGAGAGUCGAGGUGUGGUUUAAGAACCGAAGGGCAAAAUGGCGACGACAGAAGCGGCAUCCGUUCAGCCUACGAGGACCAGACGACUGGAACUGUCCUUCAUAGCGACUGACAUGAAGAAUAUGAUAUCAGGAUCAUUUAUGUCUGAUGCGUGGAGAUAUUAAACUCUUUCCAACAGA